AUGCAAGGAAGCGGACAAGCGACAGAUGUUGACGUUCGUCUGACUGCACCUAGUUGGGUGGCGCGUGGGGGUUCGGCUACACUGCGCUGCCUUCAUCAGGUACCACCACAACUACUCUACAAAGUGGAAUUCCUGAGGUCCGGGGCAAAACUGCUUCAAUAUGUACGCGAGCGGGUACCGCCAUUUACGAAUUACACGUUCCCUGGCGGGAAACUUAAUAUGUCUCUUGUGACGGAAAAUUCUAUUACGAUCGAGAAUCUAGACCCUUUGGCCUCAGGCCUUUAUUGGUGUGAGGUGUCUCUGGAGACGCCAAUCUUCACGGCGGCCUCCCCGCCUCAUCAGUUGACUGUCGUUUACCCCCAAAAGCACCCGCCAAUUAUAACAUUCGGCAAACCGGAUGUGGUGGUCGAGGGUUUGUUGCGUGCCAACUGCACCAGCGCCCCCGCAGCCCCAGCCCCUCGGCUGACUUGGUACAUCGACAAUGAGAAGGUACCAGAAGAAUCUAUUAAGUAUUUCUCUUAUCGAGUGUCCAGUUCAACAAGAACUAAAGGAGGGGGUGGUUAUAAGAACCGGAAGUAUCACCAUCGAUACAUUGCUCCGGAAUUCAACUACACGGCCAAAUAUUGGGCCCUCGUUAGCGAGACAACAACUAUAACGCCAAAUACGACAAAACACAGUAAAUGCACUCUGAAAGAAGGACAAAGUGAAGAAAUGAAAAAGAUUCGUGAGAAGCCAAGGGAGCCACAAGUUAUUCCGAUAUCGCUAUGGGUUUCCAUAGCAGAGUUAAGGACGCCAGCACACGGGAGGCUACAGCUAACCUGCACAGCGACCAUUCCCGAUGAGGUUGGUCCAGGUGAACGUUAUGCCGAUGUCAAAAAGCAAACAGUCUCAGUUGAAAUGAACGAGCUGAGCAUUAAAAGACCUCACACCGAGACUAGCCAGGCUAACUCAACUGCAACGUAUCCGCGCCCACACCCAAUUUUGAUCUUCGGCUAUGGAUUCCUCCUUCAUGAGCUUCGUCAACGGUUGAAU
Molecule: messenger RNA, 1032 nt
Organism: Iphiclides podalirius (scarce swallowtail)
Lineage: Eukaryota; Metazoa; Arthropoda; Insecta; Lepidoptera; Papilionidae
Source: the annotation of a GenBank genome assembly